AUGAACAGGAUACUGAAGAAGCUGGAGAUCGAGCAUGAAGGAGGUACGCUGCCAGACCCCUGGAUCAACUUCGACAUCAAGCCCAUCGAGGCUGGACGGAGGACAUGGUCGGCAUGGACAUUCACCACCUACUGGGUUCUCAUAAACUCCAACAUUUCUUCGUACAUGACUGGCAGCUCCCUGAUAGCACUGGGACUACAUUGGUGGCAGGCCAUCAUCGCCAUCGUCAUCGGUAAUCUGCUGGCGACUCUCUUCGUCGUGCUCAACUCCCUACCAGGAGCCUACUACCAUCUUGGCUUCCCGGUGGUCAACAGAUAUGUCUGGGGGAUGUACGGUAGCCAGUUUGUCAUCUGGAAUCGUAUCUUCUUGUCUAUCGGUAUGUUCCCUUACCUUUUUAUUAUUACUUUUUUUAUUUUUUACUUAGUAAAUAGACUUGCUAACAGUGUUCCAGUAUGGUACGGCUUCCAGUCAUACAUUGGAGGACAGUGCGUCUACGUCUGUCUCAAGGCGAUAUGGCCCUCCCUCGAGCAGCGUAUACCAAACCACCUCUCCCCUUCAACAGGGAUAACUACCGCCCAGUUCGUCAGCUACAUCGUCUUCAUGAUCAUCUCCCUUCCGGUUGCAUACAUACGCCCGCACAACCUGCGCAUGUUCUUCUACAUCUCCGCCUCUGUCGUUGUCGUUUUCGAAUUCGUCCUUCUCAUCUGGGCGUUAGCCACCAUGGGCCCUGCAGGGUUUGGCUCCACAAUCUCAGGCGGAGGGCCAGGGGAGCCAGUCAAGGAUGCUGGCUGGCUCGUUGUGUUUGGUAUCAUCAGUACAAUUGGCGCCAUAUCCGCCGGAAUCCUUAACCAAAAUGACUAUGCUAGGUUUGCAAGGAAGCCCAGAGACGCUAUUCUCGGACAGGUCAUCAGCUUCCCAAUCUCCAGCAUCAUUUGCUCUGUCAUCGGCGUGCUCGUCACUGCCGCCACGCAGAAGAGAUUUGGUGAAGCACACUGGGACCUGCCGUCUCUCAUUGGAGCUAUCAUCGACCACGGAGGAUCCAGAUCGAGAGCUGCUGCCUUCUUCGCCGGUGGUGCUCUCGUCAUUUCUCAGAUCGGCGUCAACAUCCCUGGAAACGCUCUUUCGGGAGGCUUUGACCUCGCGGCCACAUUCCCCAAAUACAUCAACAUCCGGCGUGGCGCAUACAUUACUAUCGCCCUCUCCAUAGCCUGUAACCCGUGGAAACUCGUCUCCACGGCCACUAUAUUCCUCAGCGUCCUGAGCAGUUACGCUGUUUUCCUGGGCCCGAUGACCGGCCUCAUAUUCUCAGCCUGGUUCAUCGUUCACAGACGGAAGCUCAAAGUCGAGGAUCUCUACACCGGCAACCGCACCAGCAUCUACUGGUUUAGCCACGGCUUCAACUGGCGUGCUUUCAUUGCAUGGAUAUGCGGAACCGUUCCAUCCCUGCCGGGCUUUAUUGCAACGGUCAACACGGAUGUCCAUGUCCCCGUUGGCUUCACCCGUAUCUACCAGCUCUGUUUCCUGGUCGGCUUCCUAAUCAGUGCAUUCGUAUAUAGCGGGUUGCAUCUGCUUGUUCCCGACAGGAAGCUGCAGGAGUAUGUUUCGACUGCUGCCUCGCCUGCGGUCCUGAUACAGGAUUAUCGAGACAGCAUCGACAGAGGGCAGGGCCUUGUCGAAAACAAGAUUUUGUCAGAUGCAUAG
Trichophyton benhamiae CBS 112371 is the source of this 1701-nucleotide messenger RNA. RefSeq lists its product as uncharacterized. Gene Ontology annotation, cellular component: plasma membrane. The transcript has 4 exons. NCBI's taxonomy places the organism in Eukaryota, Fungi, Ascomycota, Eurotiomycetes, Onygenales, Arthrodermataceae. Gene Ontology annotation, biological process: nucleobase transport; transmembrane transport. Gene Ontology annotation, molecular function: nucleobase transmembrane transporter activity. The record is from RefSeq and is a predicted model, not a curated record. Bases 1 to 1701 code for a protein of 566 amino acids.